This is a messenger RNA of Malania oleifera, 5062 nucleotides long. RefSeq lists its product as uncharacterized. The coding region runs from base 572 to 4801 and encodes 1409 amino acids. The record is from RefSeq and is a predicted model, not a curated record. NCBI's taxonomy places the organism in Eukaryota, Viridiplantae, Streptophyta, Magnoliopsida, Santalales, Ximeniaceae. Gene Ontology annotation, cellular component: Ino80 complex. The transcript has 3 exons.
UUGCUGAAUCGCCUUCCCCAUCUAUCUCUCUCUCUCCUCCUCCUCCUCUCUUUCUCUCUCUCUCACCAACAAAAUCAAACCCUUCUUUUUCACUGUCUUCCUCUGCGCGCACGCCUUCCCUCUCAUCUCUGUCUCUGGCCUGCCCUUUUUCGUCUUUUCGGUCAAUCUGCAUCAGACGGCCUCUAUCCCUCCACGUCUGCUUCGUCUUCUUCAUCCCCUGCUGCCUGCUCUAUGCAUAUAAAACCGCUUCGUCCCCCUACCUUUCCUUUCUCUUCUAGGGUUUCGCAGAUUCGCCAACGCACAACCACCCAUCUUCUUUUCUCUUCUUCUUCUUCUCUGUUUGCGUGCACCAUGAUUCCUCACACCGCUGUCGUCUUUCUUCGCUCCUCUCUUGCUUCGAAGGUCUGGGCUUUCUUCGUGGAUUUCUACGGCAAGCCUCUUCAUCUCGAGAAUUAGGGAUUUGGUUUGGAGUUGUUCGAUAGAGUUCAAAAGUUUUUGAAAAUUUUAAUUUGCGAAGGCCAGGCUUUGGGUUAUUGCUGGGGUGAUUGGCGCGUUUUGGUGGUUAUGUCUCAUGGCGAUUGAGAAGAAUAACUUUAAGGUUUCAAGGUUUGAUUCGGAAUUUUCUCCGGGUAGCAGGGAGAGUAUGUCGAGUGAUGAGGAUGAGCUUCAGCGGCGAAGUUCAGCUGUUGAAUCAGAUGAUGAUGAUGAGUUUGAUGAUGCGGACUCGGGGGCAGGCUCCGACGACUUUGAUUUGUUAGAAUUGGGGGAAACUGGGGCAGAGUUUUGUCAAGUCGGAAAUCAGAGUUGUAGUGUUCCUUUUGAGUUGUAUGAUCUUCCAGAUUUGCAAGAUAUACUGUCCCUGGAUGUGUGGAAUGACUGCUUGACUGAGGAGGAGCGAUUUAGCCUUGCCCAGUACCUCCCAGACAUGGACCAACACUCCUUUAUGCAUACUUUGAAGGAGCUUUUUUCAGGCUGCAAUUUUCACUUUGGGAGCCCCAUCACAAAGUUGUUCGAGAUGUUAAAGGGAGGUUUCUGUGAACCUAGAGUUGCUCUCUAUCGGCAGGCUCUGAAUUAUUUCCAGAGGCGCCAACACAACCACCUUCUAAGGAAGCAUCAGAACAGCAUGGUUGGUAACCUUUGUCAGAUAAGGGAUGCUUGGCAAAAUUGUAAGGGAUAUAGUAUUGAAGAGAGGCUUCGUGUUCUGAAUAUAGUGAGAAGUCAGAAGAGUUUGAUGUAUGAGAAAAUGGAAGAUUUGGGGAUGGAGAGCGGCUCCUCAGAAAGAGAAGAAUCCGGUGAUGUUUUAUGGAGCAAAAGGCUGAAGGACAAGAAACUUGCACAGAAAUUCGGUCGGAAUUCUGUUUAUAAGGUGAGUCCAACCUUAGAUUUUCCCUCACGAGGGAAGUCAGUAAGCUUGGAACCUGAAAAAUAUGGAAAGCAGAAUCCAAAAGGAUUAUUGAAGCUGGCUGGAUCAAAGGCUCCUUCAAUGAAAGAAUUACCAGGUCGCUUUCCUUCUGGUCACCACAGUUUGGAGAUGAAGCCUGGGCCAUAUAGUUCCACACUGCCUGUUCCUCGCCAGAAUAAGGCAGCUGGGUAUGAUUCUGGUACAGCAUUCCGAAUGAGGGAUCAGAUGAGAAGUUAUGAUGAUGUAGAAGGAACAAUGUAUGAAGUCCCUGUCCACAAUGUUUCACGUGGUAAUGCUUCAGACAAAGCAGGGGUUUUGAAAUUGGGAAAGCGUGAACAUUCAAGGGGUGAGGAUUUAACCAGCAACAGUUCUGUGGGUUUGCCUUCGACUAUGAAUGAUGUUUUAGCAUUGGCUGAUAGGAAGAGGAAUGCAAGUUCAAUGCCAGAGAAGAAGACGUUGACCGGAAAGUUGUCUAGUUCUCGUAGUUCAUAUGAUUAUGCCAAAAAGGUUAAGUUUCCUGAGACUCUUCAGCAAUCUGUUGAAGAUCAGAUGGUAUCUGCAAGAGGCCGACAUUCAUUGCUAAAAGGAAGUAGGGUUGACUUAUCAGACGGAGCUGAGCCAUUUUGGCAUGGCAAAACACAGGGAGAAGCCUUCUCAUCAGAUCAAUCAUUUAAAUAUGAUGAUUGGAAUGCUAAAACCAAGAAAUGGAAAACUGGGAGGGAGUCUCCUGAUCUAAAAUUGAAAUCUUAUAGAACUUCCUCACCACAGAUUAAUGAUAGAUUCUUCCAUUCUGAACCAAAAUUGUCGCAGGAGAAUCUCAGGGGAAAUUCUACACAGAACAGAGGAGUGGAUGUAACAGUUCCAAAAGGUAUUAAAAUGUCUGCUAAAAAUGAGGAAACUGAAUCGGACUCCUCGGAACCGGGUUAUGAAGAGGAAGAUGAUAAUCCUUUGAUGAGGAGCAAGUUGGGUCCCCCCAGCAGUUUCUCUGAAGGUCGACGAUCCUCUUCUGCAAAGUCUGGUUUAGAUGCUAAAAAGGCUAAGUCCGGUAAUAAAGAUAAAAGGGAGAGUGCCCGGGCUCUUGAUGGAGUUAUGCCCUCAAGAAGGAUGGAUGAUCUUGGUGACCAGAUGCAUUUACCAGAAACCGAAAAAUAUUCUUCAAAAGCAAAACAGAAGGGUAAGAUGCGUGAUGGUAGUCACUUCCAUAAGUCAGCCUCUAGAGUAAUGGAAGAAAGCUAUUUUUCUGGCUCAGGAAAAUUAAAUGAUAAUGGUGAGAGGAAAAAAACAUACAAAUUGGGAAAGAAUGGUCAACUUCACGGGGAUGCUGGAGAAAGGCUACAAAUGCCGAUGCCGGUCUACCCUACAGAUAGAAGGCAGAGAGGGGAAGUCAGCCAUGAGCAUUCUGUGCGCAGGUCGAAUUAUUUGCGUGAUUACAUUGUGGAUGAGGAGGAUGAUUCACUUUCACUUGAAACACGUCUAUUGGCUGAUGAUAAUGGAGUUUCAGGUAGAUUAGGCAAGAAAGGCCAAAACAUUGAAGCUUAUGUGAAUGACCGUCACGAUAAAUCUGAUGUCCCACUGCUAGGCUGCAACACAGUGAAGAAGAAGCGGAAAGUGAAAGAAGUUUCAUACAAGGACAGAGGAGAUGAAUAUGGCAGCCUGCAAUCUAAUAGCCAUCUGGAAGUUGAUGAAUCCUCUUCUUUGGCAAAACGGGGAAAAUGGAAAUUGGAAGCUGGCACUGAUUCCAUAGAUAUGGAAGCUUCUGAGCCACAUGUCACAGAAGCAGGAGCAACAGAUGGGGAGCUGGAAAUAAAACCACAGAAAAAGCCGUUUACUUUGAUUACACCUACAGUUCAUACUGGCUUUUCAUUCUCUAUUAUUCAUCUUCUUUCAGCAGUUCGGAUGGCAAUGAUUACUCCUCAUCCAGAAGAUUCCUUAGAUGUUGGUAAACAUAUCGAGAAGAAUGAUGGAGUUCAUAAGCUUAGAGACGAGUUGAAUAAGAAGCAUGAAGGCAUCAAUGGUGCUUAUUCUAAUGAAGGCAUGGAUGUUACUGAGUUGGAGCAUUGCGGACAAAUGAAUGUGCCUUCUCUCACAGUUCUAGAGAUUGUCAAUCGUGUCAGGUCAAACCCUGGAGAUCCAUGUAUUCUUGAGACACAAGAGCCUCUUCAGGAUUUGGUCAGAGGGGUUCUGAAGAUAUUUUCAUCCAAAACAGCGCCUCUAGGGGCAAAGGGUUGGAAGGCACUUGUAUUUUAUGAAAAAAGUACAAAAAGUUGGGCCUGGAUUGGUCCAGUUUCUCAUAGCACAUCGGAUCAUGAAACUAUUGAGGAGGUGACAUCUCCUGAAGCUUGGGGCCUUCCUCAUAAAAUGCUUGUGAAGUUGGUUGAUGCAUUUGCUAAUUGGCUGAAAAGUGGCCAAGAGACCCUCCAACAAAUUGGAAGUCUCCCUGCACCACCUGCCACAUUGAUGCAAUUCAACCUGGAUGAAAAAGAAAGGUUUAGGGACCUGAGAGCUCAGAAGAGUCUCACCACCAUAAGUCCAAGUUCUGAAGAAGUGAGAGCUUAUUUUCGUAAAGAGGAACUCCUUAGAUAUUCUGUUCCAGACAGGGCCUUUGCUUACACAGCUGCUGAUGGUAGAAAAUCUAUAGUUGCUCCCUUGAGAAGGUGUGGUGGUAAGCCAACAUCAAAAGCCCGAGAUCAUUUUAUGCUGAAACGCGAUCGGCCACCCCAUGUUACAAUUCUUUGUCUUGUGAGAGAUGCAGCUGCCAGAUUGCCUGGUAGUAUUGGUACUAGAGCAGAUGUUUGUACCUUGAUAAGAGAUUCUCAGUACAUUGUGGAAGAUGUCUCUGAUGCACAGGUUAAUCAAGUUGUUAGUGGAGCUCUGGAUCGCUUGCAUUAUGAACGUGAUCCUUGUGUGCAAUUUGAUGGGGAAAGGAAAUUGUGGGUUUAUCUACACCGAGAAAGAGAAGAAGAGGAUUUUGAGGAUGAUGGUACUUCAUCUACAAAGAAAUGGAAGAGACAAAAGAAAGAUGCUUCUGAGCAAUUUGACCAAGGAGCAGUAAGUGUGGCUUAUCAUGGGACUGGGGAAAGAAUUGCAGAUGGUUCUGCUGCUGGGUUUGAUUUGAGCUCUGAUCUCAAUGUUGAGCCGUCAGGCAUGGAGGAGGAUAAUAGAGUGGAGCUUCUGUAUAAUGACAUGGGGCAAAAUGUGGAAGACAAUGUUGAGGCCACCCAUGGGGCAGAUCAAGGUACCCUGCAUCGAGGUAAUCCGAUGGUGUGGGAUGCCCUUGGCUUGAAUCCUUUGCGAGAGAACAAAUUGCUAUGUCAAGAAAAUUCAACAAAUGAAGAUUUUGAUGAUGAUACAUUUGGGAGAGAUAGGCCUGUUGGACUACUUAGUGCAAGCUUAUUGUGAAGAGUUUCCAGGCUUAAAACUCCAUUUAUGUCAAGGGCUGUUCAUCCUUCUUUGAGGCAUGUGUUAUGCAUAGAAGGUGCGGCAUUUUCCAUGUAUAUUGAUUUUAGUGAGAAAUUGUAGAAUAGCAGCAAACCUUUUUUGAGGCCCAAGAAUAUAUGUUUAGCACAGGUGGACAGGUGGAUAUAGUUACACCCUGCUUAAAUAAUGUUUUUGACCUAAAAUCCUAUAUUUAUUAGAAUAUAGUUCCUUGUGCUUUUUAAA